UGUGUUGUAUUUGUGCUUCUUACCUUACCAAUCACACAAUCUCUCCUUCUUUUGUCACACUUACAACCCAAACAAACAAAGAGAGAGAUUUCGAAGGGAGAGUGAGUGAAUGUGUGUGCAAUUCAUGGGGGUGACACACUUAAUAGAGCUCUUAACAGCAUGCUCACCUCCUGUAAAGCUAUCACUGUAUCAUGGGAGCACAGUUUUACCUUGCUUAUUAAAAAAAACUGUUGUGGCUUACAGGUCUACAAGCGCAGUUAUGAUUUAUGCAUGCGGCUUUAUGAAAAAGAACUUUUGACGGAUAGUUCAUAUCUCUACAUAUAUGGUUUGCAGGGCACUGGUUUCAAUGCCCAGCAGCUUGCGAUUGUUGCAGGACUUUGUGAAUGGAGAGAUGUUGUUGCCCGUGUCGAGGAUGAAAGUACUGUCUAUGUCUUGCCAAACAAAACUCUUCUUGAUAUUGCCAAACAGAAACCUGUCACCACCAACAUGCUACGCCAUUUGGUGAAAUCAAAGCACCCAUACGUAGAUCGCAAUCUUGGUUCCAUUGUCAGCAUCAUUAGGCAUUCAAUGCAGAAUGCUGCUGCAUUUGAAACUACUGCAGAGCUUCUAAAGGAGGUUCACGUGGAAACGGUAAGACUUGCAUAGACAAAUUAAGGUCAAAAGUCCUCCAUGAUUCUUCUAAUCAACCCUGAACAGAUUGUCAAAUUGCUAUUUUUAGUUUAGACCAUCAUGGGCAAGCCCUUGAAUGUGGGUCAUGAUAACGCUGAAAAUGAAAAAUACUAUGUGAAUUGCAGGGUGCAUUGAAUAACUUGUAUGUUUCAAUUUUAUUUAUUUAUUUAUUCAC
This is a messenger RNA of Camellia sinensis, 844 nucleotides long. Lineage: Eukaryota; Viridiplantae; Streptophyta; Magnoliopsida; Ericales; Theaceae. The record is from RefSeq and is a predicted model, not a curated record.